GAAGUAGUAGUAAACGGAAGUUUACUGCCCAAUAAUAAUUUCCAAGUUAGCGUUUUUAUUGUUGUUAUUCAGACAUUUAUUUACGCCAUGGAAAGAAAUAUGACUCAUUUAACUGCACAGCAUCACAUACUUGUCCUAGGUAGUCUUUAAUUCGCGUUGGUGACCGGACUUGGUUGAUGUUAUCUAGGUAACGCUCACUAGCUACUAACGUUAGCUAACAAUGGCUAACUGUAUGGUUUUUCACACGCAAAUAGCCUCCAUCAUGGAGGUACUAGCGAAUGCAGCAGUGACAGAGGUCUGUAAACUCGUAGACGACGACUAUGCAGUGUUUCGUUUGGAAAUAACUCAAAGCCAGAAGGAAAACAGGGRAUUGCGGAGGAAACUUCAGCUACUGGAACUGAAGGUGGCACGGGGGCGCGCAGGGACAAUGCAAGACCGCGUCUUCGCCAGUCGUCCCAGUAGCGUCAAGAUCCUCGACCUACACAGAGGAAUGCCAAGAGGUGAAGGACAUCUCAUUGGAGGCCACAGGAGCUUUGUGAAGCCAGCGGGACACAAUACAUGGAGAGAAGACCAACCAAUCACUGUUGAUGAGGGGAGUGGAACCUCAACCCAGCACGUUAUCGUGAUAGAGUCGGCAGAUGCUGCAGGUCCUGGGGUUAAGCAGGAGAGGUCUGAUGGAGAGGAGGACCCAUGGCACAGCAGAGACAUCCUGACUGGAACGGCUGGAGUGCCCCCUGUAGCCAGGGAGGACCKCGCCACAGUGCAGCCCAGGACCCAACGCAGCAUCACGGAGGAGGAGGGUCCAGAGGUGCUGUUGGUGAAGGAGGAGGGGUGUGAGGAGGGUCUGGGGAACCCUGAGGGGACCAUGGUCAUAGAGGACAACCAGACUACACCUCCUGAACCCACAGAGGAACCAGCUGAGCAGCACAGGACCACACACAGUCUCACUGAGUCAGUAGACAUGGAGGAUGGGAAGCCUGAUCUGCUGCUGGUCAAAGAGGAGACCAUAGAAGAUGGAUCAGAGAACAUUGAUCUGCUGAGUGGACUAAAGAUGGGGGAGCAAGGUGGUUGGCUGGAGGCUAACAGAGGAGACUGGGUGACCAUCUUGGAUACCCAGACAGGUGCAACCAAGGGCUCAGGUGACAACAUCACUGAGCAGACCAGGACCAGAGGCGACAUAGUGGAGGUCAGUGGAUGGGACAGCGUCCUCACCUCUGGGCUGGGGAACAACACUGUUAACCACAACCAGAAACAAACAGUCGAACACAAAACAACAUCUGAACUUAGUCUCCAUGACAACAGACUGGCUGAAACCAGGCGUAGAUUUGGUCUGCGGGGACGGGGAGGUGUCAGUAUGCAGCAGGAGAGAACAGACACAGACUCUACUAGCGAUGCUCCGUCCUGUUCCUAUAGUUGUGAUUCAGAAAGACUGAUGGUGCCUCAGGUUAACCCUCUAAGAGGUGCUGCCUUCAGCCUGCCUUCAAAAGGAUCUAUCAACUGGAAGAUGGACCCUGCGGCAACACAGACACUCCCUGGCCUURGUCCUCCUCACACUCUCCUAAUGUUAAACCAGACCUCAGACAAUGUCAGUGCCUCAACACUAAAUGGCUACACAAGCCCACUGACAAAUUACAGUAGUAGAGACGCUAUCAGUAAAGGUGGCAGCGCCAUAGAGAAGCGYUUCCCGUGUUCYUUCUGUGGGAAAGCCUUCAGUUUCCCCAAACAGGUGGAGAUUCACCAGAGGAUUCACACAGGGGAGAAACCAUUCAGCUGCCACCUAUGCCAGGUCAGUUUCUCCCACUCGUCCAGUCUGAAGAGGCACCAGAGGGUCCACACAGGGGUGAAACCCUUCAGCUGUACCCAGUGUCACAUGCGCUUCGCCCAGGCUGGUGACCUGAKAAGGCACCAGAGGGUCCACACAGGGGAGAAACCAUACAGCUGUACCCAGUGUGAGAAGAGGUUCUCCCACCAGCACAAGCUGAAGAUGCACCUGAAGGUCCACACGGUAGAAAUGCUGUUUGCCUGUACGCACUGCGGGAAGAGGUUUUCAGAGAAGAGCUACCUCAGGAUACACCAGCAGAAACACCAUAACAUAGAAUUUAUCCUUUCCACUCGUUAGACCUUUAGAUCGAAUCCUGCAUUAAAGACAAAGAUACAUUURCAUUGUCAGCAGAAAAUAGCCACAGAUGCAUUUGGAAUCACAAGAGUAACAGAUUUCAGUGUUYAARAUUCCUGGGUAGAAUAUUGCAUCCAGACAUUGUGUGAUAUAUAAGGCAUAUAUAAGCCUAACGAGUCUGUUUCAGAUUGUGUUUGUACUGUGUAGGCUAUAUGAUGUUCACAAAUGCCUAUUUCAUUACUUCCAUUCAACUAUUAAAUGUUUUUCCCAAGACACUUUUUAAUGAGAAAAUUAAUCAAGUUCAUGAAGUUUAUGCAGAUUUAGUUGAGACGUGUGGUUUUCAUAUGGUGUAUUUAACAUAAAUAAACAAACUGGGACUUUUCA
Messenger RNA from Salvelinus sp. IW2-2015, 2500 nucleotides. Lineage: Eukaryota; Metazoa; Chordata; Actinopteri; Salmoniformes; Salmonidae. The record is from RefSeq and is a predicted model, not a curated record.